AAAAUUGAAGAAUCUCAGAACCUUCUCGAUCCCAUGCCGCGAUCCCCGGCUCUCUCUUUCGCUCAAUCUCAAUAACAGAAACCAAAGGAAGCCCAACAUUCAUGUCCGCAAUCCGAGCUUUGACACUCGUGGACUCUUCAUAUCAAACCCUUCCUUCGCAUUCUCUUGUCUAUCCGUUUCUCCUUUUCCUCCUUCGCUUCGCCUUUACGUAUCUCCAUGCACCCAAUGACUCCUUGUUCCCGUUUUCUCUCUGUUUUCUUCUGCUUUCUCGCCAUUUCUGUCAAUUUCUUGUUCUCUUCUCUCACUUGAUCCACCACGUUCGAGUUUUCUCUCGCAAAUGGGGAAGAAAGUUUCUGCCUCGACAUCGCGCGGAGGGCGCUAUCUUCAACCUCGGUAUUACUUCAAGAGGCCUAGACGGCUUGCAUUGAUCUUUCUCGCUGUAAUCUCCGUUACAUGGUUUGUAUAUGAGCGCCAAUCGCUCACAAGGGCCAUCAGGUAUAAAAUCGGUUGCUUUGCUAGAUGAUCUUGCGCCCCAUGUGCAAUUUGAGUGGAUUUUUGGAUAUCAGUUGUUGAAAGUGGCGUUGAGAACACUCAGUUUAGCAAAAGCUACCUUCUACUUGCAUUCUGAGGUUUGAGGAGCAAAUAGCUAAACAAGCAUUCGAUGAUCCUGGGUUUGCAAAAUGGUUUUCAGCCUCCAAACUGAAAAAAUGAUAUCUUCGACAGCAUUUUCAAAAAUACUCCUGUUCUCUCUAGCAAACAGAGUCAUAAUACUCUUCGUCGGGGGAAUUUUCCAUUAUCGACCUAAAAUCAUUCUCUUCCUGUUAAAACUUCUCUAACAGAGUCGGCGAAAAAUGAUUAGGAUGGAGUCACUUGUGAUUUAAUCUAUUCCUGCUCUUGUAUUGAAGCGCUUUUAAACGUUAUUAAUAGAGUCCUACUAUGUUAUAGAUGCAUUUGUGGCGCUUUGAAUUUUGAAUUGAAUUUCUUUACUUCAGACUUUUCAGAAUUCUGGAGUAUUUGAAUCAAUUGUGUUCAUAUAGUUUCCAUUUCAUGCCUUUUCAAAUUAGUUCAUCGUUCUAGUUUACUUUUGCUCCCCUUUUCCCCGCAGGAGGAGAUUUUGAGAUUAAAUGAAGAGAUUACACUCCUGAAAAAUACACUGGAAGACAUUAAGUCCAAUAUGAAUGCUGCAGAUGGACAAAUCCAGAGUGGGAUACAUGAAGAGCCAUAUGAUCCUGUUAGCUUCCAACGAAGAGAGAAAGUAAAGGAUGCCAUGCUUCAUGCAUGGGCAUCUUAUGAAAAGUAUGCAUGGGGCAAGGAUGAACUUCAGCCACAAACAAGGGAUGGUAUUGACAGUUUUGGCGGUCUAGGGGCAACUAUUGUAGAUUCACUUGACACUUUGUAUAUAAUGGGUCUUGAAGUCCAGUUUCGAAGAGCUAGAGAGUGGAUUGCAAACUCAUUGGAUUUCAACAAGAACAUUGAAGUUAGUGUUUUUGAGACAACCAUAAGAGUUCUGGGCGGUCUUCUUAGUUCUUUUGAUCUCUCUGGUGACAAAAUGUUCCUUGAAAAGGCUAGAGAGCUUGCUGAUAAGUUGCUGCCUGCUUGGGAUUCACCUACAGGAAUCCCCUAUAAUAGAAUUAACUUGGCACAUGGCAAUGCACAUAAUCCUUCUUGGACUGGGGGAAACAGUAUUCUUGCAGACUCUGGUUCAGAACAGCUCGAAUUCAUUGCUCUAUCUCAAAGGAUAAAAGAUCCCAAGUACCAGCAGAAGGCAGAGAAAGUUAUAAGAGAGAUUCAAAAAAAUUUCCCUGACGAUGGUUUGCUUUCCAUACAUCUUGAUCCUCAAACUGGAGUUACAGCAUAUGGAUCAAUUACAUUUGGUGCUAUGGGUGACAGCUUCUAUGAGUAUCUACUUAAGGCCUGGAUACAAGGGAACAAGACAGAAGAAGUAAAGUUUUACCGAGAAAUGUGGGAGAAAUCAAUGAAGGCCUAGAGCUUAAUUAAGAGGUCCACUCCAUCAUCAUUUGCAUACAUAGCCGAGAAGGUUGGAAUCUCACUUACUGACAAGAUGGAUGAAUUAGCAUGUUUUGCUCCUGGAAUGGUGGCAUUAGGAUCUUUUGGCUAUAAUCCUGGGGAAGCUGAAAAGUUUUUGUCACUUGCAGAGGAGCUUGCAUGGACUUGUUACAAUUUCUACCAGUCAACACCAACAAAAUUGGCUGGGGAGAACUACUAUUUCCAUGAAGGAAAGGAUAUGAAUGUUGGCACCUCAUGGAAUAUUCUAAGGCCUGAAACAGUUGAGUCACUCUUCUAUCUCUGGCGAUUUACUGGAAACAAGACAUACCAGGAAUGGGGUUGGAAUAUUUUCCAAGCUUUUGAAAAGAACUCUCGGAUCGAGACAGGAUAUGUUGGGCUCAGAGAUGUAAUAUCAGGGUCCAAAGAUAAUAUGAUGCAGAGCUUCUUCCUUGCAGAAACACUUAAGUAUCUCUAUCUUUUGUUUUCACCUCCAUCAGUUAUCCCCCUGGAUUCAUGGGUCUUUAACACAGAGGCCCACCCUUUAAGAAUUGUGACUAGAGAUGGUCAUCCGGAGGUCUGGAGUUCAAACCGGGAACCGAAAAUCCCUCGUCACAUGCAGGGUCGGAAAGAAGGAUAUGUCUGCUCCUCUGCUCUCAACUUAGAUCCAUAAACUCAUUCAACUUUACAGAGUGACAACGUUAGUUCAGCGGUUUGAGAAUGUUGAGGCUGUUAAAUUGAUGACUGCCAGGUGGACAAACUCUGUAGUAAUGGGUGUGGAUUUCUUGGAAGUUUUGUCUCUUGAUACACACAGAGAUGCUUGCUUAUGCAGAUAUGCUACUUAUUUUCCUUGCUUUCUUUCGUUUUCUCUUAUUUUUGGGAGGUUGUAAAUGCUUGUGAGUGGGUUGGUCAAUGAAACAUGAGAUGUUAGUUUUUUAUCUUGGCUACUUCUCCUGUCCUAUUUAUAAGGCAAAAAGAAGAUUAGAUCUAGUUCUAUUUAUAGGACGCUUUACUAUUUUUUAUAUUCAUCUUU
Messenger RNA from Prosopis cineraria, 3037 nucleotides. RefSeq names its product mannosyl-oligosaccharide 1,2-alpha-mannosidase MNS1-like. NCBI's taxonomy places the organism in Eukaryota, Viridiplantae, Streptophyta, Magnoliopsida, Fabales, Fabaceae. The record is from RefSeq and is a predicted model, not a curated record. Gene Ontology annotation, molecular function: mannosyl-oligosaccharide 1,2-alpha-mannosidase activity; glycerone kinase activity; calcium ion binding. Gene Ontology annotation, biological process: N-glycan processing; glycerol metabolic process. Gene Ontology annotation, cellular component: endoplasmic reticulum; Golgi membrane.